Molecule: messenger RNA, 1245 nt
Organism: Trypanosoma theileri
Lineage: Eukaryota; Euglenozoa; Kinetoplastea; Trypanosomatida; Trypanosomatidae
Exons: 1
Coding region: 1-1245 (414 amino acids)
Source: RefSeq, a predicted model, not a curated record
AUGUCGCAUGUAAAAAAAAAAAAAAAAAAACGUGAUACGUACAGGUUUGAAGUCAUUGGUGAAAGAAGUGAAUGCAUGCAGCUCACUUCAUCUGAAUCUCUCUUCAAGUCUGCCAAAUUUAGACAUGGUGUGUUGGAUAACACAGAUGAAAUUAUCCAUACCGAUGCUACAAGUAGAGAGAACAAUGAAAAUAAGAAGAGUCAUAAUGGUGAUAACGCCCAAUCCCUUUUUAUUCCAAUAGGAGAGGUUAUAGCAGCAGUAUCAUCAAAAGAACUACAACCACCUGCUUUAAAACGUUAUGAAUGGCGUACCUACCCUAAAGUGCCGUAUUACGCUGUAAUUCAGGGUCUACAGCUCUCAAUAAAUAUUGCUGGUCCUUCAGAAGAGAUUGAUAAUGAUUUAAAUAGUGUUACUCUGUUAAAUUCCCUCCCGGCACUACAAGCUCUUCUACAGGAUGUUGCAAUAAAGCAUGGGUGUAUUUUCUAUUUGAGUUCCCUAAAAGCAAGUUGUAAUACACUUCUUUACCCGUUUCAUCCAAUAACGGGUAAUGCCACCACUUCAUUACCUACUAAUAAUCCUACUACUAUUGCUGAAUUGGAUUAUGGACUAUAUCUACAAGCUUUACAUGAUAGUUUUAGACGUUUUACUGAGUUGAGGGAUGAAUGCUGUCGUGCAUCAUCUUCACUCUCACCCUUAUCCUCUGAUUUGUGUACACAUCAUAUCCUCCUUGUACGCAUCAUUGAUCAUCCACGAUUGAAAGAUGUGAUAGCAUUGUUAGCAGUAGAGAAUUCCCGUUUGUGUUUAUGCCUUACAGCUUCUUCAAAAGUAACACAAUUAUACUUUACGCAACGUGCACAAGACAUUGGUAUAGAGUUAGAGUGGAUACAGGGUUCUGCGCUAUUGUCAGAGCCACUUAUACUAUCAAUAACAGAUGUUAAUCCUGUUUUUGCUUUAUGGGAUAUUUUUGUAAAUCUGCCACUUCACACCACUCUAUAUGAAACAAAUGGUAAUACUGCUGCGUGGGUCCUCAGUAAUAGUACUGCUGAUCAAUUUUUAAAACAUGUGAAUGUAACCAUUUUAUCUUCACUGCCGUUUCUUGGAAGUACAUCACAUACUCCUGUACUGCGACUGUCUGAAGUGGGUCAGAUAGGAACGGGUGGUAAACGUUUGCUGUGGUCAUUGGUGGGAGCCCCGCGAGUUGUGCUACCGCAUUUCCUAGCGGGAAUUGUGAGUGCUCUCGUGUAG